UCACCCGUCCCGAUAGCCGCUCCUGCCCCGGUGCGGCGCGACCGCGCGACCCUUCCCCUUCCCGCGCCGGCGUUUAUACUCCGGCUCCGCAAAAUCCCGACCAAAAACCCCUGCAAAACCCGCUCGCUUCGAAUCCGCCCAAAUGCUCCGCUCCUCCGCCGCGAUGCUUCCCUCGCCGUCCUCCUUCCGUUCCCUCCUCCGCCUCUCCCGCCGCACCACCAUCCGUCUACCAAACCCUCGCCUCCCUAGCCCCCCGCUCCUCGCCGACCUCCGCCUCUUCUCCUCCUCCGCUCCGUCCGGCGGCGACGGGUGGGCCAGCUACGACCCCUUCACCGACACCCUCGGCCCGCUAGCUUCGGCCUCCGCCGCCCCGAAUCCCGAUGCCCCCGCGGACUCCGGCGCCUGGCGCGUGUACGACUCCGUCGCGGGCCGUUUCGUCACGCAGACCCCUUCGUCCAACUCCGACCGGGAGGAAGUCGGGAAGGAGGAGAGCGUGGAGGAGAUCGUCAAGGGGAAGGCGAGACCGAGCGGCGGGAAGGGAGAGGGAAGGUGGGCGGCGGUGGCCGGGGCGAGGAGGGCCGGGGGGAAGGCGGCCAAGGCCAAGGUCUCGUACGUCUGCAGCAACUGCGGGGAAGGAUCCUCGCAGUGGUGGGGCGUGUGCUGCCACUGCAAGGCGGGGACCCUGACCAAGUACGUCGUUCCCCCGGAGCAUGAUUAUGCCCCCGAAGCCGAGGGGUCUCACCACGUGAUCCGGUCGUGGAUACCGCAGAAGAGCAAGGAGAUGGUGCCCCAGAGCCUCCGGGACGUCACCAAGGGGUUUGGCCAGGCGGAGUGGCGCAUACCGCUGCCAGGGAACUUUGGAAUGGAAAUCGCUCGGGUGCUUGGGGGUGGCAUCGUUCCUGGCUCCUUGGUUUUAGUGGGUGGGGAUCCAGGUGUUGGCAAGAGCUCAUUGAUGUUACAGCUUGCUUCUAUUGUAUCUGACGGCUCCGUAGACGAUGAAUCUUCUCCUGUUGUAUAUGUGUCUGGUGAGGAGAGCAUUGAGCAAAUUGGAAAUAGGGCUGACCGGAUGAGUAUCAGGUCUAAAAAUUUAUACCUAUAUUCUAGUACCGAUAUUGAGGAUAUCUUGGACAAAAUCCAGCCAUUAUCUCCAAGAGCUCUUAUUGUUGAUUCAAUUCAGACAGUUUAUCUAAGAGCCUUUGCUGGAAGUGCUGGGAAUCAAACACAGGUCAAGGAAUGCACAUCUGCCUUGUUAAGCUUUGCAAAACUGACAAAUAUCCCUGUUUUCUUGAUUGGACAUGUCACAAAAACUGGUGAUAUUGCUGGCCCUCGAAUUCUAGAGCACAUAGUGGAUGUUGUUUUAUACAUGGAGGGAGAGAGAUGCUUAUCUCAUCGACUGUUGAGGUCGGUGAAAAAUCGUUUCGGUUCAACGGAUGAGCUUGGUGUAUUUGAAAUGUCAGAAAAUGGUCUGCAAGCUGUUCUGAAUCCUAGCGAGAUGUUCUUAACUCAACAUGACUCUGAUUCUGAAAUACUAGCUGGGCUUGCUGUAGCUGUUGUUUUGGAUGGAUCCAGGGCCUUCGCUAUUGAAGUUCAGGCAUUGUGUGUUUCUGGUUCUCGUUCUGGACAAGUUGUUGGCAUACCGUCAAGCAGGGCUGAUGUGAUAAUAUCAGUUCUUAUGAAGCAGGCAGGUCUAAAACUUGAUGAUAGUACUAUUUUCCUGAAUGUGGUUAGUGGCUUCAAGUUGAAAGAAACUGCAGGAGAUCUGGCCAUAGCAGCUUCAAUUUGCAGCAGUUUCUUGGAAUUUCCUAUCCCAAAUGAUAUUGCAUUUAUUGGAGAGAUUGGUCUUGGUGGUGAACUUAGAACUGUGCCAAGAAUGGAUAAGCGAGUGAUAGCUAUCGCGAAGUUGGGAUACCGUAAGUGUGUCGUACCCAAGACUUCAGAGAAGCUGCUCAAGCCACUCAAUCUUGACAUCGAGAUCUUGCCCUGCAACAACCUGAAAGAGGUCAUAAACAUUGUGUUUAGGCCUGAAGUAUGAUGUGAGCCUUUCACAGGGUGCUUUUUUGCGGUUAGCUGACUGUAGGUGUAUUUCGUGUCUACGCCAUUUGAUAGCUCGGUUGGUGUUGCCAAUUUUACAUAUGAACGGGCCUGAACCAACCAGCCGUUUAUACUGCCCCUUUAGAUUGGAUCCGAAGGUUGACCACACUUUUGUUGUUUGUGCAUUGCUGGAGUCCUGAACCAACGUCUUUUGGUAUAUAUUUGUGCGUGAUCUUUGCUUAA
Molecule: messenger RNA, 2274 nt
Organism: Brachypodium distachyon (stiff brome)
Lineage: Eukaryota; Viridiplantae; Streptophyta; Magnoliopsida; Poales; Poaceae
Product: DNA repair protein RadA
Exons: 15
Coding region: 143-2032 (629 amino acids)
Biological process (GO): recombinational repair
Molecular function (GO): ATP-dependent DNA damage sensor activity; ATP binding; damaged DNA binding
Source: RefSeq, a predicted model, not a curated record